Messenger RNA from Maylandia zebra (zebra mbuna), 2305 nucleotides. RefSeq names its product sodium channel, voltage-gated, type I, beta b (gene scn1bb). Gene Ontology annotation, biological process: regulation of sodium ion transmembrane transporter activity; cardiac muscle cell action potential involved in contraction; sodium ion transport. The record is from RefSeq and is a predicted model, not a curated record. Gene Ontology annotation, molecular function: sodium channel inhibitor activity; transmembrane transporter binding. Gene Ontology annotation, cellular component: voltage-gated sodium channel complex. NCBI's taxonomy places the organism in Eukaryota, Metazoa, Chordata, Actinopteri, Cichliformes, Cichlidae.
GGUGCCGCUGUGGCGCAGGAAAAAACACCGUUAACUGAGCACUGGACGGAUUUAUUUGAGGGUUGUGUGUAUGUUUUUUUUAAUUGCGUGUCUGGUUUAUAUGCCUGCGUGUGCGCUCACGCAGUUUGACCUGCAAUGCCAACGCGAACGAAACAUCUUUUCUCCGAGCACGGGGUCAUUAGAUAGCUGAAAUUAUACAAAAAAUAUAUAGCUGCCAUCGCAGGAGAGGACAGUAUUUUUCUAUAUUUUUUCCAGGAGAGACGACUCUGCUCGAGGAGAGGAGGCCUGAUCAGGACAGUGGCUCUGAUUUCAUUGAUCCGAUUAAGGAUAAUUACCAUUAGACCAUUAGACUGGUCUCUAUUAAAUACUGGUAGCGUGUACCCUGUAAAAGGUAGCCAUUUGUUUCCUGCCGUAGAGCAUGCAAAUUGAUUAUAAAUGCACUGGCAUGUAAAUGUAUUGUUGACGUUUAUUCAGUAGCUGGCAUGUUGCACUCUUGAACACAUUCAUUUUAACCUCGUAAGCGUCUAUACUCUCUGUAAUUUUCCAACAUUUAGAGCGGAGCAUGCCCCAGGGAGGUCUACUGAUUGCUCUCUGCAUCUCAUAUUAAAAGGACCUCAGGAAAAAAAAAUCAUAACCUCAGGGUGCGGAUCUGGGGAGCACUGUGAGUUAACAGAUAUCUGGAUCGUUUCAUAAGCUAUUUGAUUAUUGAUAGCAGAAAAGGUCACCGCGUGGAUGCGGGAGGCCAGUGGGUGUGUAAAUUGGGGGAACUGUCUCAAAAGGAGCAAUAAUUUGUGGCAAUAAAUUCUGCAACCAGAAUUCUGGAAACUGUUGCCGGCUUGAGCCAAAGACCUGAGUGGUUCCACGGGACAUUACAUUUACGCGUAUACGGUUUGCACUUUACAAUGCAUGUUUAGCUGCUAGUUGUCACCAACACAUGACAUCAGCCUGCACUUAAAAAAAAAAAAACAAUACAGAUAAGCUUCCUGAAAUCUACAAGAAAACAUUUGCAAAUAUCCAUCCUGCUAUUGCAAACUCGGAGGUGCUCAGUGCGUGAGUGUCACUAGGCUCCGUGAAAGCUUCAAGAACCAUUUUAGGGUUGUACUUUUUGAGGCCCCUCCUUCGAUAAAACAUCUGGAGUUAUGGCACUACUACGUUUUCUGCUAUUUUCCUUCCUCUGCACGCUGUUUGCGUACCAGUGUCACGGGGCCUGUGCAGAGGUGGACUCGGACACUGAAGCUGUAGCAGGCAAGGGUUUUAAACUGGGCUGCAUCUCCUGCAAAAGAAGGAGUGAGGUGAGAGGUGAAGCCAGCGUCGAAUGGUACUUCAGGCCAAAAGGGGAGGCUGACUUUUUUCUGAUGUACACCUACAAUGAGGAUGGCCCCACCAUUGAGAGUGACCAGUUUGAGGCUCGUGUCGACUGGAACGGAAGCAAAAGGAGCAGAGACAUUCAAGAUGCGUCCAUAUACCUGUUAAAUGUCACCUUCAAUGACUCGGGCACUUACCGGUGCUUUUUCAACCGCAUCCUCUCCUACGAAAACUACGAGUACAACGACGUUGUCAGCAAAGUGGUGCACCUCAGUGUGGUGGGGAAAGCCACCAGAGGUACAGCUUCCAUCGUGUCAGAGGUCAUGAUGUACGUGUCCAUCAUCGGCCUGCAGCUCUGGCUCCUCAUAGAGAUGAUAUACUGUUACAGAAAGAUAGCAGCAGCUGGAGAAGAAGCAUUACGAGAAGCGGCAAAUGCUGAAUAUUUAGCGAUAGCCUCGGAAAGUAAAGAUAACUGUGCAGGGGUACAAGUCGGAGAAUAGCACAGGCUUUCUUCAUGGACUGAAAACAUCCUUCCACUUAACGACCUGCACGAUGACAACCUGAGGGAAAAACUCUUCGUCUCAAACCUCUAUUUUACCUUCUUAACAAACCGAACAAAGGACAACACACUAGGAGAGCAUGGUACCAGCACUGUAUAUAGUACCCUGUGCACAAAAAGCAUGUUCUGCACUUAUAUGAGAAACCAUUAUGCAUUAAUGAACCACAUUGUCUGAAGCAUAUACUGUACGUUCAGUAUUUGUCUUUAAGUAUAUGUAGUCAUGCAUUUAAUAUGAGUGGUGUUGUAGAGAGUCCAUGAGGCUAACUGUCCAAGAAAGCUUUUUACUAAAUCAUCACCACAUAAUGUAUAAAAAACACCAUAUGUGUAAGUGAUUUCUAAAAUAGAAUGUGAUGGGCUACAAUAGACUGUAUUUCUAAAUUAACUGCUAGUUAUAGAUUCAGUCAAUAAUAAAGAUGUAUUAAUAAAAAUGGAGAAAACGUG